CGCAACAUGUAAAAUUUACAUCUAAGUUUUAUAUACGCGGCUAACGUUAUACUGUAUCACUACUGAGACUCUGUCAUACUGCUGAUGAGCUCAUGUGAUUUAAAUGGAGCAAUACGGAAGAACGGAUGACACAAUUUACUGGAAACUUGAGAGGCAGUUUCGGUUUGCCGGACAUUGAGCCAGAAGGUGUGAUAAAACCUGUUUCUGUGAAAACAAGCAGGAUACCAUGGACGAAAGCCUGGACGAAACGUGUAUCUUCUGUACCAUCGCAAAGGGCGACGAUCAAUACACUGAGAUACUCGCAGAGGAUGAGGACUUUGUUUGCUUCAGGGACAUCGUUCCAGGUGCACCUCAUCACUACUUGGUUAUACCAAAGAAACACAUCUAUAGCUGUUUGUCGCUCAAUGCAGAUGACACGAGUCUUGUUAGAAGGAUGGCAGAGAUGGGAAGAAAUGUACUGAAAGCCAACAAUGUGACAGAUUUGAAAGACAUCAGUCUAGGUUUCCACGUGCCUCCAUAUAUCACCGUCCCGCAUCUGCAUCUACAUGUUCUUGCACCUUACAGCCAGCUGUAUAGAUGGGCAAUAAAUAAGUUUAAAACCAAUUGGUACAUCAAUGAUGAGAAGACGAUUGAGAUGCUGAAGAAAAAAACUCAGAUGGUGUAAAAGGGACUUGUGCAAUAUACAAAUCUUCAUGAAUCUUUGUCGGAGGAAGCUUGAAAUCACAAUCCACUUUAGUGAAGAUUAGGGUCACUGCAAUUUUCAGUUUCAGGUACACAUGUUAUUUAUUGCUGAAGCCUUUUUUUAAACUAGAAUGAAAGAUUUAUAGGACUGACAGAUACUAAUAAAGUGUGAUUAUUUAUUGUUAAUGCAUUGUCUGUUAUUAAUUCUAAACAUUUUAGAUCACAGUCUACAUGCUUUAUUGUC
Molecule: messenger RNA, 925 nt
Organism: Danio aesculapii
Lineage: Eukaryota; Metazoa; Chordata; Actinopteri; Cypriniformes; Danionidae
Product: adenosine 5'-monophosphoramidase HINT3
Exons: 5
Coding region: 227-664 (145 amino acids)
Molecular function (GO): catalytic activity
Source: RefSeq, a predicted model, not a curated record